This is a messenger RNA of Dujonia railenensis, 861 nucleotides long. Lineage: Eukaryota; Fungi; Ascomycota; Pichiomycetes; Serinales; Debaryomycetaceae. The record is from the annotation of a GenBank genome assembly.
AUGACUUAUACCUCCCGUGCCCUUGGAGCUGCCAACACCUUAGAAAACAGAGUUUUCAUCGAAAAAGAUGGUAAGCCAGUUUCUCCCUUCCACGAUAUUCCAUUAUAUGCCAAUGAAGAAAAGACUGUCUUAAACAUGAUUGUUGAAGUUCCAAGAUGGACCAACGCUAAGAUGGAAAUCUCUAAGGAAGAAAAGUUAAAUCCAAUCCUUCAAGACACAAAGAAGGGUAAAUUGAGAUUUGUUCGUAACUGUUUCCCACACCAUGGUUACAUUCACAACUACGGUGCUUUCCCACAAACUUGGGAAGACCCAAAUGUUACUCACCCUGAAACUAAGGCCAAGGGUGACAACGAUCCAUUAGAUGUUUGUGAAAUUGGUGAACAAGUCGCUUACGUUGGUCAAGUUAAGCAAGUUAAGAUCUUAGGUGUUAUGGCACUUUUGGAUGAAGGUGAAACUGAUUGGAAGGUCAUUGUCAUUGAUGUCAAUGAUCCAUUAGCCCCAAAGCUUAAUGACGUUGAAGACGUUGAGACCCAUUUACCAGGUUUAUUGCGUGCCACCAAUGAAUGGUUCAGAAUUUACAAGAUUCCAGAUGGAAAGCCAGAAAACCAAUUCGCUUUCUCUGGUGAGUGUAAGAACAGAAAGUACGCUGAAGAAAUUGUUACUGAAUGUAAUGAAGCUUGGGAAAAGUUGAUCAAGGGUGAAUCUCCAAAGGGUGACAUUGACUUGACUAACACUACUUUAGCUCAAACUGCUACUUACUCUGAAGCAGCUGCUACUGAAGUCCCAGCUGGAACUAACUAUGCUCCAGCUCCAAUUGAUAAGUCAAUUGAUAAAUGGUUCUUCAUUGCCGGUGCUCAUUAG